Messenger RNA from Cuscuta epithymum, 970 nucleotides. Lineage: Eukaryota; Viridiplantae; Streptophyta; Magnoliopsida; Solanales; Convolvulaceae. The record is from the annotation of a GenBank genome assembly.
AAAUAUACACUCCCCUCUCUCUUGUUCUAUCAUCAAUUAUUCAACAACUUUAAACCAUAUAAUCCUCACACAUUUCAUUCUACUUAAUUAGCAGAAUGGCUUUUCGGUUCUUCAUCUUUGCUAUUUUGGCUAUUACUAUAGCUUCUUUUGCCAAUGCAUCCGAUCCCACUCAAUUACAAGACUUUUGUGUUGCAAUUGAUGAUUCCAAGGCUGGUGUGUUUGUCAAUGGAAAGAUCUGCAAGAAUCCAACAGAUGUCGAUGUUGGGGACUUCUUUCUCUCAGCAGGCCUUAACAAACCCGGAAAUACGUCAAAUCAGCUUGGAUCUGUAGUUUCAGCUGUGACUGUGGAUACUCUACCUGGGUUGAACACUCUCGGCAUUUCACUAGCUCGUAUUGAUUUUGCUCCCAACGGGGUCGUUCCUCCGCACACCCACCCUAGAGCAUCAGAAGUCCUUGUGGUGUUGAAGGGAACUCUAUAUGUUGGAUUCGUCCUUUCGAAUCCUAAACCAGGAAUGAAGAAUAAGCUCUUUACUAAAACGUUAUACCCUGGAGAUGUUUUUGUGUUUCCACAAGGCCUUAUUCAUUUCCAGCACAACAUUGGGAAGUCAAACGUUGUCUCCUUAUCUGGCUUAAGUAGCCAAAAUCCAGGAGUUAUUACGAUCGGCAAUGCUGUUUUUGGAUCUAGUCCACCCAUCAAGUCAGAUGUUCUCACUAAAGCAUUUCAAGCCGACACCAAAGUUAUUGAAUAUCUUCAAUCAAAAUUCUAGUAUGAUGACCACAAAGAAUUAGUACUACGAUGUCAUUUCCUUCUAUCUUUAUAUUAACAAUAAACUCAUGUAAUGAAUAACACUUCCUUUAUAUUAUACAUAUACUUAGUUUAUGUUAUGUGCAUAAUAUAAUGUGAAUGUUCAACUUCCGCUAAAGAGGAUUGUCAUGGAAUAAAGUCAUUGCCUUUAUUACAUUUGGAAAA